Messenger RNA from Didymodactylos carnosus, 618 nucleotides. The record is from the annotation of a GenBank genome assembly. Lineage: Eukaryota; Metazoa; Rotifera; Eurotatoria; Philodinida; Philodinidae.
AUGCUAUUAUUAUUCAUCACGGAACAUAAAAUUCAAUUGUCAAUUGAUCUCAUUUUUGAACUACUAUCAAAAAAUCUCAAAAUUAAAUCAGUCGAUCGUAUUAUACAUUUAAUAAUACAUCAUACGGAGUUAUUAUUACUAAUACAAAUUUUUGAAUCGGCAAUAGAAGUCGUAGAUGAACAAACAUUACGACAGGUAUGUAUCACACCUUUUGGUAUAUAUGAUAAUAAUAUUCAUUCGUCUGAUCAAUUUUAUACACUUUUAUUGAAAGAAAAUUUCUUUUAUCAACUACCGUCAGGUGAAACUGAGAUCAAAGAUGAUUUUAAAUUAACGUGUAGUGAUGAUCCAUUUUUAGAGAAUUGUUUAAUGAAUUUAAUUGAAAUGAUUGUCAAUUCAAAAAUAAUGAAUAGUUGCACAAAUAUUAAUCAUUUACUAUUUAUAUGUAGUCGUAUUUGUCAAAAUAUAUUAAACUUACUACAAUAUGGUGUGAAUAAUCUUGAAAAAUUACGAUCAUUUUGUAGUUUAAUUCGAUGUAUUAGUUCAUCGGUCAUCGACAAUGAUAAUGCAUUAUCCGUGUUACAACAAACGUUCAAUUACGAUUUUGAAUGUAUAUUUUAG